This is a messenger RNA of Archocentrus centrarchus (flier cichlid), 2887 nucleotides long. RefSeq names its product dynein cytoplasmic 1 intermediate chain 1a (gene dync1i1a). Lineage: Eukaryota; Metazoa; Chordata; Actinopteri; Cichliformes; Cichlidae. The transcript has 18 exons. Bases 286 to 2235 code for a protein of 649 amino acids. Gene Ontology annotation, molecular function: dynein light chain binding; dynein heavy chain binding. The record is from RefSeq and is a predicted model, not a curated record. Gene Ontology annotation, biological process: transport along microtubule. Gene Ontology annotation, cellular component: cytoplasmic dynein complex.
AUCAUCCUGCGCUCUCUUCCGAGGGAUGUAUCGGCGUGCGGUGCACCUGUUUUACAGUAUCUGUUGUUUGCGGUCUUCGGCAGCUGAAAUGACCGUCUUUGACCCUUGUUAUCAUUAACUACACGAAAAGGCUUAAACCAGAGCGGUUUUGAUACGGUGCCAUUCGUGCCAACGUUAGAGGAUGUGUUGAUUUUCUCCCCCAGAGGAGGUGCAGCAGUGAGACAGCAUCUUUGCCGGUGACACAUCAUUAUCACAACGAGUGGACAAGGAGCCCCAUAGGACAACAUGUCAGACAAAAGCGACCUAAAAGCUGAGCUCGAGCGCAAGAAGCAGCGCCUUGCCCAGAUCAGGGAGGAGAAGAAGCGAAAGGAGGAGGAGAGGAAGAAGAAAGAGGUAAGGAAAAAAACGGAAAACCAGCAGAAGACAGAGGCGACUCCAGAAGAUACUGAUUUAGAUCGCAAGCGUAGGGAGACUGAGGCCCUGCUGCAGAGUAUUGGAAUUUCCCCGGAGCCUCCACUAGUCCCAACCCCUGUGUCCCCCUCUAAGUCAGUAAGCACGCCCAGUGAGACGGGGAGCCAGGACUCGGCCGAUGGGGGAGCAGCAGGCAGGUCAGGUUUCUCUAAAAACAAGCCCCAAGCACAGAACUCAAGGACACUGCAGUGGGACACAGACCCCUCUGUGCUGCAGCUGCAGGCUGAUUCUGAGCUCGGGCGCAGGAUGCAGAGACUGGGGGCGUCUAAGAUCACACAAGUAGACUUCCUUCCCAAAGAGGUCGUCUCCUACAGCAAGGAGACUCAAACACCAGUCAGCACCCUGUCUGAAGUAGAGGAGGAAGAAGAAGAUGAAGAGUCGAUGGAAACGAAGCCAGGCAUAGAGUCGGAGCAGCAAGAUGAAGACGACAACAGGGAAACCAAAGAAGGCACAUUUCCAGUGCUGCGGGAACUGACUGAGGAGGAGAGGCAACAGAUCCUGCACUCCUCUGAGUUUCAGAGUUUCUUUGACUGCAGCAUCCGAGUGAUGGAGCGAGCACUCGCUGAAGAAAGCGACAUCUUCUUUGACUACAGUGGCCGAGACCUUGAGGACAAAGAGGGAGACUUGGGUAGUGGUUCCAGUCUGUCCUUCAGUAGGCUCUUCUAUGAUGAGCACUGGUCGAAACAUCGUGUGAUCACCUGUCUCGACUGGUCCCCUCAGUAUCCUGAGUUGCUGGUUGCCUCCUAUAACAAUAAUGAAGAUGCUCCCCACGAACCAGAUGGUGUUGCCCUGGUGUGGAACAUCAAGUUUAAGAAGGCUACCCCAGAGUACAUCUUUCACUGUCAGUCACCGGUGGUGUCUGUGGGUUUUGCCAGGUUUCAUCCCAACCUGGUGGUAGGGGGCACGUACUCAGGACAGAUAGUCCUGUGGGACAAUCGCAGUCAUCGCCGGACCCCUGUCCAGAGGACCCCUCUGUCUGCUGCUGCGCACACUCACCCAGUGUACUGCGUGAAUGUGGUCGGCACCCAGAAUGCCAACAACCUGAUCACUGUAUCCACAGAUGGCAGGAUGUGCUCCUGGAGUCUGGACAUGCUCUCCCAGCCUCAGGAGACCAUGGAACUGGUUUACAAUAAAUCCAGACCUGUAGCGGUGACGUGCAUGGCGUUCCCCACGGGAGACGUUAACAACUAUGUGGUUGGGAGCGAGGAGGGCACUGUGUACACUGCAUCCAGACAUGGCAGUAAGGCGGGUAUCUGUGAGAUGUUUGAGGGCCACCAGGGGCCCGUCACAGGCAUCAGCUGUCACGGCGCAGUGGGCACCGUCGACUUUUCCCACCUCUUUAUCACAUCCUCCUUCGACUGGACCGUCAAACUCUGGAGCACCAAGCACAACAAGCCUCUGUACUCAUUUGAAGACAACGCCGACUAUGUGUAUGAUGUCAUGUGGUCGCCUGUGCAUCCUGCCAUGUUUGCUGCCGUGGAUGGCAUGGGCCGCCUGGACCUGUGGAACCUCAACAAUGACACUGAGGUACCCACUGCCAGUGUGACCAUCGAGGGCGCUUCAGCACUCAACAGAGUCCGCUGGUCAUCGGGAGGGAAGGAGGUGGCUGUGGGCGACUCAGAGGGCCGAGUUUGGAUCUACGAUACGGGAGAGCUUUCUGUGGCCCACACGGACGACUGGGCACGCUUUGCCCGUACCCUGAUGGAGAUUCGUGCUAACCGUGCUGACGGUGAGGAAGAAGGGCCUAUGGAGCUGGCUUCAUAGAAAAGAGACUCCAAAACCAAAGUGGGCGGAUCCAGAGACCUGGUGUGCUUUUACUGGUGUCACUGUAGCAUGUGCUUCUCACUCACUUCCAGUUUUGUUUUCUCUACUUUUAUGUUCCUGUUUAUUUAUUUUAUUUUUGUACUUUUGCAUUUCUAAAAGCAAAAUGUUGACUUAUCCCAAUUUGUCUGCCCUUAUUUAUUUGUCCAACAACUUCAGGUGAUGUGUCGCUUGCAACUAGUGAACCUACGGUAUAUAAAGAGUGGCAGUCUGUUAGCCUUAUGGAGAUGUGUGUACUGUAACAAUGCUUUGCACUACUGUAAAAAAAAAUGAAGCAGGUUUCAUAGACUAGUCAUGUUUUGUUUACAUGUUCUAUUUAUGUUGUGCUUCUUUUGUCUGUAUUAAGCCUGCAUGCGACACAUUCCUAAAAUAUUCCAGAUGCAGAAAUGUGGGGUUAACGUGGAGCCAGGUUAUCACACAUGGAGCUGCUUUAUGUCAGUGUGUCUGAAACUGAGUCAAGUGUGGUCUUCUGUACUCAAUGAGAGCUUCGACUGUAUAUCAUUUAAUGAACUGUGACAAUUAAUAAGAGGUAUACUGUAAUUCAGAGUGAUUGCUGUUCAGCCUGCUAUGUUGACUAUUAAAGCAUAGCCCAGGA